Amaranthus tricolor (Joseph's coat) is the source of this 1605-nucleotide messenger RNA. RefSeq names its product sirohydrochlorin ferrochelatase, chloroplastic. The coding region runs from base 725 to 1375 and encodes 216 amino acids. NCBI's taxonomy places the organism in Eukaryota, Viridiplantae, Streptophyta, Magnoliopsida, Caryophyllales, Amaranthaceae. Gene Ontology annotation, molecular function: lyase activity. The transcript has 8 exons. The record is from RefSeq and is a predicted model, not a curated record.
AAAAAGAAAACUUUCCAUCCCUCUCCAUCCAAAUCCUACCCUAUGCGGAAUACUAACAGUGUCUUCUGGCUUUACCUUGUGCACUGUGUUCCAUAUUCUGUAAUCCCACUUCCAAAUUCCAAUCCCAAUCUCCACUUUGUCACUCUCCUUUGAAUUUGCUGUAAGCCAAACGACACACCAUUCACCGGCUCACAGCACACCACAUCGUCCUCCAUCACCGUUCACCGUGAAUCGACUCCACUCUCAAGCUUCAAGGAGUUGAGGUUGUGUUUUGCCUACCACUGCUUGCUGUCUCCUACCUCUGUUUGCUACUGCCGGAUGCUCAAGCGUCAAGCCUCACAAGAACCUCCAAUUCUCCACCAAACGACUAGUCUUAAACCGGAACCACCACGACACGGCGUCACCACCUUCUUUAAUUGACUUCAAUUUCAGCACUGCAUGAGAAGUUAUUGUAAAGGCAUUGGUUUUGUUGCUUCAAGUAUUAUGGUGCAUUGGGCCCGGAAUACUGAAGCAGUCACGUGAAGAACAACCCAGUAGAGGUGCUCUUUUCAGCAUAAUAGCGUUGGAGAGAGUAUUUGGACUUUGGCAAGGCCAAAUGCUGGCAGCACGAGCUCCCCUUGUGCUUGGGCAAGCACUCAAGUAGCUUGAGUGAGCAGUGUCCUGGCUCAGGGUUUGAUGAAUUAUCUGAGUUUUUUGUCCUAGCUGAUGAAUAAUAACUGUGCAAAUGUCAGCAAAGUUUUUGAUCAGUAAUCAGUGUGUUCACUUUCAAAGUCCUGUGUCUUUGAUUACAGCAAGAGGAAGAAGAAUAGAAACUGCACCCAGAAUUUACAGACCACCAAAAAGUAUCAAACAGAAGCGCCUGACAUCAAGUUUAUGUUUUUCAAUGGAUCAAAAAAGCCUGAAUGAGGGUUUUUCUGGUGUGGGUCAGAAAGAUGGUGUGAUUAUCGUGGAUCAUGGAUCUCGUCGGAAAGAGUCUAAUCUAUUACUGAACGAAUUUGUGUUGAUGUUCAAAAGCAAAACUGGAUACCCUAUUGUUGAGCCUGCACAUAUGGAAUUGGCAGAACCUUCUAUAAAAGAUGCUUUCAGUUUAUGUGUACAGCAAGGGGCAAAACGUGUUAUCAUAAGUCCAUUCUUUCUUUUUCCUGGUCGACAUUGGCAUCAGGAUAUUCCUUCCCUUGCAGAUGCUGCUGCACUGGAGCAUCCGGGGAUUAGCUAUCUUGUGACUGCACCAUUGGGUCUGCAUGAAAAACUUGUGGAUGUUGUGAAGGACAGAAUCGACUAUUGCUUGAGUCAUGUUGCUGGGGAAGUGGAGGAAUGUGCAGUAUGUGCUGGGACAGGCAGGUGUAAGAUUAAAAUUCAGGAUGCUGAAGCGUAGUAUCCUCCUCUUGUAACGUGAGUAGACCUGUGCAAUGGGCCAAAUACAGGCCGGGUCGGGCUCUUAAAACAGUUGGGCGAUUCUUGCAAAACAGAAAAUGAGCUUUAAAUGGGCCGGGCUUGGUGGCCCACCACCGACCCGACCCGACCCAUUCAUCUUAACUCUUUAAAUUUUCUUGCAUGUAAUGAUAAUUAUUUGGAAAAAAUCAAAUCCAAAACAGUUUAAGAGCA